AUGGCAUCGCCAAACGCACCGUUUUUAUCUAAUGGCGCAGUUUCGAUUAUCAACCCUCAGUAUUGUGCUUCUUCUCAGAUGGAUCUUGCAGUGGCGAGAAAGGUUAAGAUAUUAAGCUUUGGCAACUUUUUUGUCAUAGACAUAAACGAUAAUAUCAUUUUCAAAGUUGAGGGAGCCUUCUUAAGCUUUCAUGCUCGUCGAGUUCUACUAGAUCCUGCUGGAAACCCCAUUGUUACUCUGCAAAAUAAGAAGAUGUCAGCACAUCACAGAUGGGAAGCUUAUAGAGGGGAUGGCACAGACUCUAGUAAUCUACUAUUUAGUGCUAAACGACCUUCAAUGUUUCAAUUUAAAAGGGAAUUGGAUGUUUUCUUAGCAAGAAAUACAGAACAAAAUGUGUGUGAUUUCAAGGUUAAAGGAAGUUGGUUAAAACGAUCUUGUGUCAUCUAUGCUGGGGAGUCUUCACCAUUGUAG
This is a messenger RNA of Ziziphus jujuba (common jujube), 471 nucleotides long. Its product is annotated as protein LURP-one-related 15-like. NCBI's taxonomy places the organism in Eukaryota, Viridiplantae, Streptophyta, Magnoliopsida, Rosales, Rhamnaceae. The transcript is spliced from 2 exons. Bases 1 to 471 code for a protein of 156 amino acids. The record is from RefSeq and is a predicted model, not a curated record.